GACCGUUUGUCAAGAAGAUGAACGCAUAACCUUUGUGCGUGCGGCCACUCUGACGCGGCAACCUUUUGCUAUCAUUGUUGCCACCGUUGCCUCAUCUUGUUCUUGCUGACGCAUGUCCAAGUUAUAGAAGGCAGAUCUCAAGGUGAAAUUUUUUCUUCUUCUUCUUUAUCUGUUGUCAUUCCAGGGUUUUUAUGCGUUGUAACUUGACGACUAUCGGGUUUUGCGUUGACCAAUUCAGUCAAUCGGGUUUCGCAUUGACUAACUCAGUCAGGGGAAAGGCAGAAGGUGAGCACUACUUUUCUAGUGUCUUUUUUCUCCUCCACUCUUCCUCUGUUGAUAUUCACCUGCUGGAAAAAAGAAAAAAGAAAAAACGUUUGAGCUCAUCUCUGCCAUCGGGCUCGAGUUGUGACCGUAAGGGGGGUCGGAGUUCAAUCGCCUGUACGUGACCGGAGUGUGGUAGUGCGAGCUCGGGAAAAAAAAGAUGUCGGGUGCGGUCGCAGCGUUGUUUGGGAGGAAGAAGGAAGAAGGGCCAGUGGUUGCCUUCUGGGAUGCGCCUGAGAGGUGUGGAUGGUUGAUGAAGCAGGGGGAGUAUAUAAAGACGUGGCGACGGCGUUGGUUUGUUCUGAAAGAUGGAAAGAUCUUCUGGUUCAAGGAGGAGAGGAUCACCCCAUCGUCGAAACCGAGGGGCGUGAUCUCCGUCAACAGCUGCCUGACAAUCAAGGGUGCGGAGGAGACGAUCAACAAGCCGCAUGCUUUCGAGCUUUCCACGAGCGUGGAAACAAUGUAUUUUAUUGCCGAUUCGGAGAAGGAGAAAGAGGAUUGGAUCAACUCUGUUGGGCGGUCGAUCGUUCGUCACUCGAAAUCUGUCACGGAGAAGGAGGUGCUUGAUUACGAGUGUGGAGGCAACUCGCAGGGAAGAAGCAGGGCUUGAGUGAUGAAAUCCCAGUUAUAAUGGGAGUGGAGACCUCGUUGACUCGUUCUCUCGCACACUAGUUGGUGAUGCCAGAUUUUUUUUUUUUUUUUUUUUUUUUUUUUUUUUUUUUUUUUUUUUUUUUUUCUGUUCAACUCAUUGGCAGUUUUCGUAGGUUGUAGAAUGGCAUCUCAGGUGCCGGUCCCAUGUGGCUGAAUGGUACACACGCGGAAAAAGAACCAAAAACAAAUUCACAUGAAUACUGGCAGCAUGAAGAGUACACUGAUGAGCCGUUCAUAAUAGACCGUGGUAAAGUCCUCUGGUACAAUGAUAAUUGGAAUAGAAUAAUGUUUGGGGAAAGGGUAGAGGCACAGUCGCACUAUCAGGCUGGCAAAGACAGACCGCAUCUCUGUCUGCUCCUUCGGGGGGCUGAGCAGAUAUGUGCGUAUCACGACACGACACGACACGGCACGACACAACACGGCACGACACAACAUGAAAGAAUACCACACAGCAUGAAACGACAUGAUACGAUAUGAUACAGCAGGACACAAUGCGACACAACAAUGCGAUACAAGGACAGAAAACUGCACAACACAUGUCAUGAUGUCAUGGCAGGAUACUGCGUAAGAAGACAACGCGCAACAUGGCAUAGAAUGACCGCUUGAGACUUGGAUAUUUUUCUGUUUUGCCAUUUUUCCUUGGUUCCUCGUUCGGAAAGGAUACCACAUAUGACCGUAUUUUUCUUUUCGUGCCCCUUUUCCAGAAAUGGUUUUAUACAUAUCUGUUUCAAAUUCUCCCAGAGAUAAUCUUGUCUGUAAAUGAACGAAGGGUUUGUGG
Chara braunii is the source of this 1750-nucleotide messenger RNA. Lineage: Eukaryota; Viridiplantae; Streptophyta; Charophyceae; Charales; Characeae. The record is from the annotation of a GenBank genome assembly.